Molecule: messenger RNA, 2537 nt
Organism: Helicoverpa armigera (cotton bollworm)
Lineage: Eukaryota; Metazoa; Arthropoda; Insecta; Lepidoptera; Noctuidae
Product: ATP-binding cassette sub-family F member 3
Exons: 12
Coding region: 135-2252 (705 amino acids)
Molecular function (GO): ATP hydrolysis activity; ATP binding
Source: RefSeq, a predicted model, not a curated record
CGAUUUGACAUUCGAUUGCUCGGUGACGUGACGUGACAUCGGGCGAUUUUAGUGCAUUUGCAAAAUUGCAUUUAGAAAUAAAAUAAAUAAAUGAUAUUUAUUAAUAAUCACAUCAAUUAACAUUGAUCUUAAAAAUGGCUCAAUGUGGUGAAUACAUUAAAAGUCAAUUCCCGCUUAUAGACGAGGAAUUGAUGAAAUAUGUUGAAGACAUAUUGGAUAGUAGCGCCGGCGAGUUCGAGGACACUGAAGAAGUCUACGAAGCAGUUGGCGAAGUACUCCAGGGAAUCUCACAGAAAUCGGAAAAAGAUAUAAGGGACAUAUGUGAAAAGCUGCUGCAUAUGCUGCAGCCUGAGAAGCCGGGCAGCAGUAAUGGACCUCGGAAAGUUCUAGACGCACCCAUACACUUGGCAUCCAUGACCACCACUGUGACUGAAACUGAAGAUCUCAGAAGUAUAUGGAUAAACACUAGAGAUGAUAAUUUGAAAGUAGACGCAAAGAAAUUAGAGAAGGCUGAAGCUAAAUUACAACAAAAGCAGCAGAAACAGAAAGACUCCAAGGCACCGGUAUCAGCACCCAUACUUCAAACAGCCACUGCGUCACAGGUGACCUCUAAAAAGGACAGCAAGCUUGAAGCCAAGGGCACUAACAGGACACAGGACAUAAGGAUAGAGAACUUUGAUAUAGCUUAUGGUGACAGAGUAUUAUUACAAGGCGCGGACUUAGUCCUUGCCUUCGGUCGACGGUACGGCCUUGUUGGGCGCAACGGACUCGGCAAAACCACGCUUCUAAGAAUGAUAGCAUCAAAACAAUUGAAGAUUCCCUCCCAUAUAUCAAUAUUACAUGUGGAACAAGAAGUUGUGGGGGAUGAUACCGUGGCAUUGCAGAGUGUACUCGAAUGUGAUACUACUAGAGAAUAUUUGUUGAAACGGGAGAAGGAAAUUACUACUCUUGUUAAUACUGGUUCAACAGACCCCAGCUUAUCAAACGAGCUGAGCGAGAUAUACGCGCAGCUAGAGAACAUUGAGGCGGAUAAAGCGCCGGCGCGGGCGUCGAUCAUUCUCAGCGGUUUGGGAUUCACGCCGGAGAUGCAGACGAGAGCUACCAAGACUUUCUCUGGAGGUUGGCGAAUGAGGCUAGCUUUGGCCCGUGCUUUGUUUUCUAAACCCGACCUCCUCCUACUUGACGAGCCCACUAACAUGUUGGACAUCAAGGCGAUCAUCUGGCUGGAGAACUACCUACAGAACUGGCCCACCACGCUACUGGUGGUGUCUCACGACCGCAACUUCCUUGACACGGUACCCACGGAUAUCAUGCACUUGCAUACGCAGAGGAUAGACACCUACAGAGGCAACUACGACCAGUUCCACAAAACGAAGACGGAGAAACACAAGAAUCAGCAACGCGAGUACGAAGCUCAGCAACAGCAUCGCGCUCACACGCAAGAGUUCAUCGACCGCUUCCGAUACAACGCCAACCGCGCCUCCUCUGUGCAGAGCAAGAUUAAGAUGCUGGAUAAGUUACCUGAACUAAAACCCGUAGAAAAGGAAAUCGACGUGGUUCUCCGAUUCCCGGAAACAGAGCCGCUCUCUCCGCCCAUUCUGCAGCUGAAUGAAGUUGGUUUUUAUUACUCAAAGGACAAGGUCAUAUUUUCUUACGUCAACCUUGGAGCUACGCUAGAGUCUAGGAUAUGUAUUGUGGGAGACAACGGCGCGGGUAAAACAACGUUACUAAAAAUAAUCAUGGGUAUUCUAUCGCCUACCAGUGGUAUUCGCAGUGUGCACAGAGGACUGAAAUUCGGUUAUUUCUCCCAACACCACGUCGACCAACUUGAAAUGAACGUCAAUUCCGUAGAACUAUUACAAAGGAGUUAUCCAGGUAAAACGAUAGAAGAAUACAGAAGACAACUGGGCAGUUUCGGCGUCAGUGGUGACUUAGCUUUACAAACGAUUGCCAGUUUGUCCGGAGGUCAGAAGUCCAGGGUUGCCUUCGCGCGGAUGUGUAUGGGCAACCCCAACUUCCUAGUGCUGGACGAGCCUACCAACCAUCUGGAUAUUGAGACCAUUGAAGCGUUAGGGAAAGCUAUUACUAAAUAUACGGGAGGUGUUAUCCUUGUUUCUCACGACGAGAGGUUAAUACGAAUGGUUUGUAAAGAGCUGUGGGUUUGUGGCGGAGGUUCCGUCACCAGUAUAGAGGGAGGCUUCGAUGAAUACCGCAAGAUCGUCGAGAGAGAACUCGAAGCCCAGAAUAAGUAGACCAAUCUGCUGGAAUCCCAGCACCGUGUCGUGUCGUGUCCACGAGCCGCCUUAGCCAAUGCAUCCCGUUAAGUUUUAGCCUGAUUAUAGUAUAAACGUGUGUUGUGGUGUGAAGCUGCCGCUUUUCCCCUUUUGAACCUCCAUGGUCGACAUUGUUCAGUCCGCCCCGUCGACACGACAUGACGCUAUGUUAGCAUUCCCGCUUAACGCAAUUUUCACACCUAGCCACAUGUAUACAGUAUAUCCAUGUAAAAAGUAACCCUAAAUUAUAUCGUUGUAAUAUAA